CACCCCUCUCACGGAGCCCUGGAAUCCGGGCAUGGCCUGGCUGGGAGGGGAUUUAAGGAUCAUCCUGCCAACAGCGAUUCCAGAUCCUGCUCCUGUUGCUGCAACAACCCCGCAAUUCCACAUUCUGGGAUUGUUGUUAAACCAAACCAGGCUCGCUGUAUCUGUUUCGUGACCAGCAGUUAGUUCUGGCCCCUCCUGAGGAUCCCUAGGAUACGACGGAAUGGGAUUCGUUCCGAAUUGCUGGCUUUUGGUGGCGCAGACCUGAAGGGUCCAGGCAGGACGGAGGAAUUCCACAGGGAAUUCCGGGGGAUAUGGAGACUACUGCAUGGAGACUGCUUGUAGGGGGUUGGUGGGAGGGAAUCAUGGACAAGCUGCACACAGGAGAUACAGAAUCGUCGGGAAAUUUAUCCAGGAGAAGAGAGAAAUCCGGAGGAGGCGAAUCCAGGAGGCAGCAGGGAGGGAUGUGCGGGCAGCGGGCAACGCCAGCGCAGGCCUCAGGCAAGGCCAUGGGAAAUUCCAGAGCCGGGACCAGAUCUGAGAGGUUUCUGGCGGAAAACCUGAGGAUUCUGACGCUAAACUUGGGAUUUCGGGAGAAUCGGUGACUCUGGAGGCCAAACGGGUCGGGAGCGGGCUGGAUGCGCGUGGGCUCGGCCUGCGCUCGCAGGGAACGGGGACAGGACGGGAGGGAAUGGCCUCAGGGGAGGGACACUGGGACGAUUCCUCCCGGGAAGGGCCGUGCCCUAUUCCCGUUCCCGUUCCCGUUCCCGUUCCCGGGGGGAUCUGACCCCGGCCCCGGGCCCGCCUCACGUGCCGGGGUCACCGCGCCGCUUCCGGGGCGCCGCUUCCGGCUCGGUCAUGGCGGCGCUUCCGCCGUGGGCGGGGCCUGUGCCGGAAGCGCGUGCGGAGAGGCGGCGGGAGGCGCCAGGACCCCCCCGCGCCCCCCCGGGCUCCCCCGAGACCCGCGGGGCCCUCCGGCCGCCAUGGCGGGGCAGGCGCAGGAGCUGAUGACCUUCGAGGACGUGGCGGUGUUGCUGAGCCGGGCCGAGUGGGACGCGCUCACGGUGGGGCAGCGGGAGCUGUACCGGGAUGUCAUGUUGGACACCUACGAGCUGCUGACCUCCCUGGGUUAUCCAGGCCCCAAGCCCGACAUCCUGCACCGGCUGGAGCGCGGGGAAGAGCCGUGGAUCUCCUCAUCUCCAGGACACGCCGAGAGCUGGCUGGAGGAGCCUUCCUCUGGUGGGUGGCCCAGAGCCAGCGGGUACCAGGGGCUGGAGACCUCGUGUCCAGCAGAAUGGAGCACGUUGUGGCGUCUCCAGGACAGGAGCAUCCAGAAGUUUGGCUGUCACAAGGGAAGGAGCGAAGUCCCGUCGGAAGCAGACAGUGGAGUGGGGAGCCAAACCCAGCCAUGGCUUGUGAAGGAGGAAGUGGAGGAUAAGCCUGGACUCAUGGAAGACCUAACCCACAGUGAGACAUUCCUGCUUCAUUCCAUAAUGGAACAGCUGUGGGGUGGCCCUGGGGAGAGGAGUCACGAGAAUGCCCAAAACCACGGACACACUGUGGGAGAGGCCACGCUUCUCCCGAGAACCCGGGAGCUGCGGGUGGAGGAGCUGAGAGCGGCGGCGGCGAAGGACCACGGCUACUGCCUCCGGACCGAGCCGGGCACGCCCUGCACCCCCCAGCCCUGCUGCCUGUGGGAACACAACUACUGCCAGCAGCACCAGGCCGGGAAGAGCCAUGAGGCCGGGAAGAGCCAUGAGGCUGGGAGGAGCCAUGAGGCCGGGAGGAGCCAUGAGGCCGGGAGGAGCAGCGAGGCCAGCACCCCCCGUAGCGUGCGCCGCCAGCUGGCGCGGCGGCAAAUCCACUGGGGCAGGACGUUCCGGAGAGCCAGGGAGAUCCUGCGGCGCUACCAGCCCUACUGGAGGUUGGGGUUUCCGUGGAGAGACCGUUCCAGCUCUGGUGGCGCCGCGCAGGGGACAAACCCUGGGGUUUGUCCUCUGACGGAUGCGGCCGCGCCGCGCCAGCUCCAGAGUGCUGGGAACGCCGAAGGGGUGACAUUGAACACGCGACAUGUCCCGGAGGGGGUUUUGGGAACGGGAGGUUCACCCCCUGCCCUAAUCCUGGAUGCAGGGGUGGGGAAGGGAGCGAAGCCUCUGAAGCAUCCCGGUGCCAGCCAGGAGCUUGGAGGAUGUGCGGAACCCCAGAAAUCGCAGGAGGUGUCGCUCCAGGAUGUGUUCCGGAACGUGCUGAAGGCGGUCAGGUACAUACUGGACUCCAUGUGCCAGAAGUUUGAGCUCCACGGGAUCUCCCAAGGGAAGAGCAUCUGGCCCAUCGUCAUCCAGAUCGACAACUUGGCGGAGAUCAGGAAGUGCUGACUCCCGGGGGGGGGAAACUGGGAUUGGAUUUCCUGAGGCACAGCACUCAAUGCCCCCCAGUUCUGGGGGUUUCAGGAGGAGAAAUGUGGCAGAGGUGGAUUGGGGGAGGUGAAACUGGGAAUGUGGGGCCUGCCCUGAACUGGGAUUGAUUGAGAGGCUUUGGAGAAAAGCAGUGGGAAAGGGGAGGAUUUGUGUAGCUCAAAGGAGGAAAGAAGGAAAAGUGAGCAGGGGAUCCUGAAAUCCUAGAAUGGCUUUGGGUUGGAAGGGAUGCUAAAUCCAUCUCUAAAAACCAACCAGGCUCGGGCUGUGCUCCUGUCACCAAAACUACGGGAAAAAACAAAAACUCUCCAGCAAUGUUUUUGGUGUUAUACAAGGCAUUGCCUCACUUCCGGCUGGGAUGUGCAACAUAAAUUAUUUCACCCACACAAGGCCUGGGUGUGCAGAGAAAAUAAUUUCACGACAAGCGAAUUUUACUCGAUUUUUCCCAGACUUUAUCCAGUCCAAAACCCACAGAAAUCCAUUGGUUCAAUGCUCAUUGGUUCCAAAUUGCAGAGUUCUCAGAAUUCAGUUUCUUAUUGGACUGGGAUUUUUUUGCCUCUGAUGUUUAUUAGGCCCUCACUUAUUCCCUUAUCAGCCUUUUCCAGCCCCAAGGGUCUGGGGUAGAUGUUCCUUGAUAUUUGCUGAUGGUUGUUAUCUUUUUGGGUGUCUUUUGGGCUAUUCCCAGUUUGUUGAGAUGUUAAGCUUAUCAGGCCUCACAGAGGGGAGCAACACCCUCAAAAAACAUCCCUCUAAUUCCCUUCUCCAAGGCAGAGGCAAACUGAGCCUGACUAGAGAAAUAAAAUAAGUUUUAAACAUUGUUUAUUUGCCAACACUCCCAAGGGAAAGGGACAGGAUGAGGGGAAACAGCCUCGAGUCGUGCCAGGGAGGAUCAGGUUGGGUUGGGUGGAGGGGUGGAUAUAGGGAAGGACAAAGGAAGGUUGAGUUGCAAUCAUGUUUAAGCGUUUUCCUGGGAAAUCCAGCCUGGCCUGAAUUCCCAGCAGCUUUUGGAACCUCUGGAAUUGGAUCAUGACAAGGGAAAGGCGAUUUCUGGGAUGUUCUCCACUGCCCUUCCAGGGGCCAGGUGCUGUUAUGGGGACAUAAGGAAGCUCCAACAAACUCAAGCACACUGAGCACCGUGGAUCCAUUCACUUUCCCAGUUCUCCAUGGAACUGGGGGUGGCCUGGGGAAAAUCUGGGAUGCCUGAAUUUGGGAUGCUCCUGCCACGGCUGCUGCUGGUUUUGGCAGCGGGGCGUUCCCGACAGCUCUGGGGGGUGUUGGCUUUGGGGCUCUCAGCAUUCUCCUGCCAGAUCCCAAAUCCUUCUGGGGGAGCUGGAGGGGCUCAUCCUGGAGCAGAGGAGGCUCAGGGGGCACCUUCUGGCUCCUGCAAUUCCCUGGAAGGAGGUUGGAGCCAGCAGGGCUCUGCUCCCAGGGAACAGGACAAGAGGGAGCGGCCUCAAGGGCAGGUUGAGGUGGGAUAUUGGGAAUGCUCCUCUUGGAAAAGGCGCUCCAGCCCUGGCUCAGCUGCCCAGGGCAGGGGUGGAGUCCCCAUUGCUGGAGGGAU
Motacilla alba alba is the source of this 3972-nucleotide messenger RNA. RefSeq lists its product as uncharacterized. NCBI's taxonomy places the organism in Eukaryota, Metazoa, Chordata, Aves, Passeriformes, Motacillidae. Bases 636 to 2372 code for a protein of 578 amino acids. The transcript is spliced from 5 exons. The record is from RefSeq and is a predicted model, not a curated record. Gene Ontology annotation, biological process: regulation of DNA-templated transcription.